AUGCCUGGUGACGCAGCUCCGGCAGUGCUGCGCAUCCUUCGCGUCUCUGGGGAGGAAGUGGCUGCCCUCAGCGAGGACCAGGUGGAAGAGCUCUGGAAUGAGCUGGGAUCAACUGUGAAGGCGCUGAAGCAGCAUUUGCUACGACUGCCGGCCUUCACAGGCAUGUCGAUCUACCGGCUCCGCCUAGUGCACGAGGGUGAGCUGAUGCCGGAUUCGCAGGACUGCCGCUGCCGACUGUAUGAGGGACCCAUCGAGCUCAGCGUCGUGGUGCUCGACUUCGUGGCACUGGAGCCUUCCGACCAGAGAAGAGUCCUGACCGCCGUGCAUGAUGGCACGGUGGCCGCAGUGGAUGCAUUUCUGCAGAUGCCGGUUGAUCCCAACGACAUCUUCGAAGAGUUUGACCCGAACCUGGACAACUUGUCAGAGACGCACGCGUCACUGCUGUGGCUGGCAGCGUCAAGGGGCAACGUGGAUGUGGCGCGACUACUGCUAGAGGCGAGGGCGGAUGUGAAUUUGGUGAAUGCCUACGGAACCACGCCGUUGAGCGCAGCGAUCACUUACCACGGAGACUGGGAUACCGUUCAGCUCCUGAUCAAGGCCAAUUCUGACAUUGGUCAUGCAGAUGACGAUGGUUGCACGCCAGUUUGGCUAUCGGCAGAACGAGGCCGGGUCAAAAUAGCUGAGCUGCUGAUCCUAUUGGGUGCCGACCCCCAGAGAGCAGACCAUCGAGGACAGACGCCUUUGCUCACCGCGUGUGCCAGGUGCCAGUGGGAGUUCGUGAAGUUCUUGCUGCUUCCACAGCUUUCGCUCCAGGAGCCGGUGGACGCAAACCAGGCGGACGACUAUGGCAGGACGCCCCUGUGGUUUGCUGCAGAGAACGGCGAGUUCUCGAUUGUGAAUUUGCUUCUCUUUGCUGGGGCGGACAAGAACAAAGCGACGGACAGUGGUCAAACACCGCUCUGGAUAGCUGCAAGUAGAGGCCACCUGAACACCGUGCAACUGCUGAUGAUGGCUUGUGCGGACCGGGAGAAGACAGAUGAGAACGACCUUUGCCCAGCCGCCGUUGCCGAACAAAACGGCCACCCGGACAUCGGGCAGCUACUUCGGACUUGGCAGCGCGAGGUGUGA
This is a messenger RNA of Symbiodinium natans, 1128 nucleotides long. The record is from the annotation of a GenBank genome assembly. NCBI's taxonomy places the organism in Eukaryota, Dinophyceae, Suessiales, Symbiodiniaceae.